UCCUCUACAUAUACUUUAGCCAGGAGCCUUUCAUUACCCCCAUACUCAAAUGACCCAUGGAACCACUGCUAUCCCAUCGAUCUUAUUCAUUGCCAAACUCACAGUAAUACUCGCCCUGUGAUGCCCCCUCUCCUGAGGUAUCAAGAACUGACCUUCAAGCGGGUCGGCGAAGCCAUCGACCUCUUCCGACAACUGUUCGAGGGGUUGUUAUUUCUACACCGACACUAUAUUGCUCAUAGAGACUACACAUCACGCCACAUAGCGAUGCUUGCCGAAUGUCCUUGGCCUCAAUACUACGUCACGCUAUCUCCGGCCUCUCAAGCAUACGAUCCCAACGAGGAGCUACUUGCCUUUCCAUACGUAGGUGGGGAUAUGUCAAUCCCAGAGUAUCGGGAGGGGCUCCUCGGCCUGCAUGACCCGUUCGCCAUAGACGUCUACUGUUUAGGCAAUCUGAUAAAGAGAGACUUCAUUCAGCUUUACUCCAACUUGGACUUCAUGAGCGACCUUGUCGCGGAAAUGGUCCAUGACGACCCGGGAAGACGCCCGCCCAUGGACGAGGUCAUGGAGGAAUUUGAGAAGGCCGUUGGGGGCCUGACGAUCAAGACGAUGAGAAAACGGCUCCGGAGGCGACGUUCGCAUCUGAUCAACUUUCUCAUCAAGACCUGCUCUUGAUACCCUCGCUAUCUCGUUUCUCUACUUUCGCUGUUGUUAUACCCUC
Molecule: messenger RNA, 718 nt
Organism: Dichomitus squalens LYAD-421 SS1
Lineage: Eukaryota; Fungi; Basidiomycota; Agaricomycetes; Polyporales; Polyporaceae
Exons: 4
Coding region: 121-672 (183 amino acids)
Source: RefSeq, a predicted model, not a curated record